Messenger RNA from Dromiciops gliroides (monito del monte), 4065 nucleotides. It is a transcript of the gene DEXI, whose product is annotated as Dexi homolog. NCBI's taxonomy places the organism in Eukaryota, Metazoa, Chordata, Mammalia, Microbiotheria, Microbiotheriidae. The record is from RefSeq and is a predicted model, not a curated record.
CACACACACACACACACCACCGCGCGCGCGCGCACCCACCCCCUGGAUUGCCCCACCUCAGCCCCCAGCUUGCCUUUCUCUGCAUGCCCACUCCAGGGAAUGCUGCCCAUCUGGAUGCACUGGGCCCCCUUACCUCCCAUGUGCCCCUGCCACCCUAUAUGUUCUACGUGGGGUUGUUCUUUGUCAACGUCCUGAUCCUGUAUUAUGCCUUCCUGAUGGAGUACAUCGUCCUUAAUGUGGGUUUGGUCUUCCUACCUGAGGACAUGGACCAGGCACUGGUGGAUCUGGGUGUACUCUCAGAUCCAGGCUCUGGGCUCUAUGACACUGAUAGUGAAUUGGAUGUCUUCGAUGGCUACCUGGAGUAGGGGGAUCCUGGGGCUGGGGUUCCCCAGUCACAGCCUUCCUUCUAACCUCAGGCCCUGCAGAGGAAACCUUCAGGCCUAUCACAGUUUGUGCUUCCUGGGCCAGAAUGCCUGGGACAGGCUGAUACUGUGGGCGACACAGGAGUUGCCACCGAUGAUUGUCAUCCCUCCUUCAAGGGGACCCAGGACAAUGCCCUCCCUGGUCCUCAAGACCUGUCUGCCCACCUUAAAAGUUCAUCACGAUGCAACUCCUGGGAUUAAUGAGAUUGAAAAGUGCUCAGGUUGGAAAGGCACACAGACUGGAAGAAUGAAAAGAAGAGCAACAGAAGGAGCCAGAUCACAGAUUCUUCCAAACAGAUGUUCCCUCAGUGACUGUCCAGCUGCAGUGUUGCACAAGAGGCCAAUGCCUUAGUUUAGUACCUUAAAUGAUCUGGAUGCAUAUUUUUUAUGGAAAUUCAAGUUUUUCUCUUUCGGUUUUAUUUCUAGCAUCAGUACCUUGAAGGGUCAACUUUGAGGGAAAAUGUACUUAAGACUGUUAGCAAUGAAAGUAGCCUAUAUCAAUAUUUGUUGUCAAUAAAGCUUAAAGUAGUUGAAAUGUUUAGAACUUUAUUGGCCAUUAGUUCUAGAGAUGCUCUCAGGUGGGGACUCAAAAUCAAAAUAAUUAGGGGAAUGUUACAGAGAUUUGGCUUGAUGGGUUGUCCCUUUUGUUUUCAAUCUGCUUGUCUUCCAUUGGUUUUGCAGAUAUCUCAACUGUUCUUUGGAAGAAAACUGGAAGAACAUGUCCAGAGAAUGACUUAAUUAUCCAACCCAUGAUACUUUGAAAAUGAUAGUAUUAUUUAAAUCCAGCUCCCAUAAACCUGUAAAAGCACUCUGUGAAAAGCUAGCCUCUUUUGAUUAAAAAAAAAAAAAGAUUCAAUCAAGCCUUCUGGAAUGUCUUGCUUUUUUCAUCUUUGCCUCAAUAAAAUUGAAAAAAUCAGUUUUAAAGAAAUUCAGUAUUGACCAAGACUAUAAAUGAAUGAUAAUGUCACUUAGUAUUUUGAAUCUGGGCCACUGUGAUUUGGCAAGUCCUUAUGACCCCCUAAUCUUUUCAGCCUAUUGGGCUUAUUCAGACCAGUAAACCAGCUAUUCGUACCUGUGGACAUGGACUGGAAACUGAAGAAGCAAGAUUAAAAUCUCUCAAGAUCAUUCCUUUGAGAACUUUGAAAGUUAGAGAGCAACUUGUAAUCAACUUGAAAUUUAAGCAACAUCUAACAAUAAUGUCUUCAAGAUGACCAGACUGAGAUGCCUGGACACAAACCAAGAUGGCAGCUGAGUUAGACUCUACCACCAUGGAUUUUGGUUCCUGAGUUGAAGACCUGGUGAAUGGAUGGGACCUGAGAAUUCCAGAAGGGCUUCAGGACAUAAGACCUAUCAGGAAGACACUUCAUUUCCAGUUCAGAUGCAGUUUACUUUCAGAGAAGCCUCAUGGACAAAGAAAAUGCCAUUCUCUCUUUGCCAUCUUAUCAUUUGGCAUAGGAAAAAUCAGCCCUAGACUAGCAUCCAGUCCAGAAAUGUGAAAGAGGAAAUCAGACAUAGCUGCCACCCUCUCUUUUCCUUGGGGAUCCCCACCUCCUUCAGUCUGGGAAAUGGAGAUAAGUGAGGGGGAUAUUUGUUCAAGCAUUUUGUCAGAAAAGAUUUCACUUCUCCAUUCAGCUGUCCUGAGAUGAAAUCCUCAUUCUAUCCUGCCAUCCCUGUGCUUUCCAUCAGGACUGAAAAGUACUAGGUAUGGUUACAAAUGAAAUAUUAUCAGCCAUCCCUACCCUUAACCUAUCCCCCAAUUAGUGUAACAUUUCCCCAGGGCAACUGCUACUAAUGUUACCUAUAAUGUUUCUUUACUUAAGUGUUUCUUGAUUAUCCCAGCAUUAGCUUCCAGUUUCUCUGGAAACUCUUCAGCUAGGAAAGUCAGUGCAAAAUGAGGUGUUCAAUAGCCAAAGUGCAGUUACCACAGUGCAGCUGGCUUCUCUACAUCUUUGAGAAUUAGCCAUUGAAGUCCACAGUUUCCCCUUAGGCUUCUAGGACUUGGGGUUGGGGAGCAGACAGGAAGUUCCUCUUUUCUCUCUUUCCCCUCCUCUACUUCCUGGGGCAGCCAAAGGAAAGAGGAAAUGUUGCCACCUUUAGUUCAUCUUCCAGACCACAGUUGCCAAAUGAAUACAUCAGAGAGAGUCAGGAACAGUGUUUCACCGUCACUCUGAUGCUGAUCCAAUGGCCUUUUGCCAAGCCAAGGGACCUUAUGCUGGCAGGAGGAUCGGGAGGAACAUUGACAAGUCUGAGAUGCCUAGAUACAAACCAAAAUGGCAGCUGAGUUAGACUCUUCCAGCAGAGAUUCGGGCCCCUGAGUUGAAGGUCUGAUCGAUGGAUGAAGCCUGAGAAUGCCAGAAAGGCUUCUGGACCAAGGACCUAGCAGCAGAAGGAAAAGACUGUUUUGAGAACUAAGCAGAUUGAGGGGAAGAUGGAUAGAGAGACUGCGACAAAGGGAAAUGGGGUAUCUACAGGGGUCAGAUGCAGAUCUGAGGAGGAGUGAAUUUAUUAAGGCUACUCCAUUGACAGUCAGGACAUAACUGAUCUGACACAAUGUCAGUACCACCAAUUUAUAGAUGAUAAAAAGAACAACUUCCUAAUAUUAAGGUAUAUUAAACAAAACAGAUGACCCUAGAUAGGUAUGUCCCUACCUCUGCCUCUAUGUCUGAUAAAAUCUUCACCAUCCUAGACUUGACUAGAGGACUUAUGGUGUCUAGGAAAAGAGAUACCAUAGCUUUUUUUAAGAUAUUUAAGAAUAGGAAAGAGAGAGGGCAUGGUAUAGAAGAAGAAUAAUGACUUGGAAUCAUAAGAUGUUAAGUUCAAGUCAUAGUUUUAACACUUCCUACACUUGCAUGACUGGGCAAGUCAUUCAGAGUCUUUGGACCUCAGCUUCUUCAUUCCUGUAAAAUGAGAACUUUAGACUAGUGGAUGUCUGAGGUCCUAUACUUUAUAAUCUUAUAAAGCUGCCUAUAAUACCGAGAGGCUAAUUGAUUUGCCAAUGGUGACUCAGGUGGUAUAGACUUGAACCUACAUCUCCAAGUUUUGUGUCUAUUCAAAAUAGCCUAUGAAAACAAUUUUGAGCCUGAUACUCUUACUUCCUUCUUCUCUCCAUCAUGAAAUCCAAAUAGACUCAAAAAAGACCCUAACCAUUGGAUACUGCACGUUCCCUCCUUCACCUUAAUGACCACCAAAUAUUUCCCCAAUUACCUUUCUGAACAGUCAAUACGAUAUUACCGCAAACUUAUUCGGGAGUCCAGCUGUUGUAGAUGUUCCUGAACCCAUAAGGAAUGGUGGGGUUCCACAUGCUGGAAAGGGAGGGCAGGAGACAAGGGUUAGAAGAAGAGAAGGGGGAUACAGCCCAUGGCACUAUCAGAUUCUUAUUUUCUGCAUCAUCUUUCAGACAAGAGUGAGGAGAAUGGGCACAUCCCACCUACUCUUAAUUAGCAGUCUCCUGGUGUAAUGCCAAUAAGUAUAAGACUAGGUAGUGCAGUGUACAGAGUGGAGGAUUUAGAGUCUAGAAGAGAUGGGUUCAAAUGCAGCCCCAGGCAAUUACUAUCUAUAUGACCCUGGACAAGAUACUUGACCCCUGUUUAUCUCAGUUUCCUCAUUUCUAAAAUGGGGAUAAUACUACCAUACAGGGUUAUUG